CCAUCCGGCGAAUCACCCGCCGUGAACACUCAUCCCAGCCACCGAACGAAUCCUAGGAAAAGUCAAAUAUGCCCCAACUCUGCACUCUGCACUCUGCCCAUACUAAAUCACUCUGCGAUGGUUUGUUUAGUCCUUCGCACAAGGACCUGCGCAUUUACCACUCUUCAUUUCUCUCUUCGAAGUCCUUAUCUAAAACACUAAACUAAUCUUAAAAAUCCACACCUCAAAACCCUGAUUACCUCUUGCUAUGCAAUCAAAAGCUAUGACGAAGGAAUUUGCGGUGCCGCCUGUUAUUUUUCCUUCCGGCGGCAACCCCGCGGUCGGUGGUGCCUCCAACACGCAGCAACCCCGGGUUCCAACUGCACCGUUUCAGCCUCCAAGACCUUCAAACUCCGGAAUCCCCUUCAUGUCAUUCGAGAUUGGUUCUGCUACGACCGCACCAUACGGCGUCGGUCCCAUCGGCGGUGGGCCUACUGCGUCCUCCGCCGGUGCGAACUUCGACGAAGAGGAGCCACUCCUCGAUGAGCUCGGCAUACAUCCUGAUCAAAUCUGGAGAAAGACGAAAUCAAUUAUGAAUCCAUUCCGCGUCAAUCCCACUGUCCACAAAGAUUCGGAUCUAUCUGGCCCAUUCUUCCUUUACUUCUCUCUUUGCUUAUUUCAAUUACUCGCCGGGAAAUUCCAAUUUGGUGUUAUUUUGGGCUGGAUAGUCGUAUCGUCGAUUUUUCUAUAUGUGGUGUUUAAUAUGUUGGCCGAAAGGAAUGGCAAUUUGAAUCUGCAUACUUGUACUAGUGUUCUUGGCUACUGUUUGCUACCGGUUGUGAUGUUAUCGGCGAUAUCUCUUUUCAUGCCACCGGGCGGGCAUAUCAGCUUCAUAAUCGCUGGGGUUUUUGUCAUUUGGGCAACUAGGGCUUGCACGAAUCUAAUGGUGGCUGUGGCUGAUGGAGGAGAGGAACAUCGUGGAUUGAUUGCGUACGCUUGUUUCUUGAUCUAUACUCUGUUUUCGUUGCUUGUUAUAUUUUAGUGAUAAUAAUGUACGAUUUGAAAUUGGUAUUGAAUUUUUUGUUUUGUUGUUUAAAGAAAUUGUAGUUUUGGUUGGAUUUGUUUUUCCGCCCGUUACAGUUGAUCAUAAAUCUAAUGUUCGCUGACUUUUGGUAUCA
Molecule: messenger RNA, 1157 nt
Organism: Hevea brasiliensis (rubber tree)
Lineage: Eukaryota; Viridiplantae; Streptophyta; Magnoliopsida; Malpighiales; Euphorbiaceae
Exons: 1
Coding region: 248-1021 (257 amino acids)
Biological process (GO): endoplasmic reticulum to Golgi vesicle-mediated transport; vesicle fusion with Golgi apparatus
Cellular component (GO): trans-Golgi network; membrane
Source: RefSeq, a predicted model, not a curated record